AUGCCGCCCAUAUCCAAGCUCUUUGACGAGAUUUUGGCAUCCAUAUUCCUUCUGGCUGUUUCAUCUAACCGCGAUGAAGGCAACGACAUCAGCUGGAAGAGAAGGAAGUUGGUCUUCACGGAGGUGGUGAUCACCCAUGUUUGCUGCCAAUGGCGCGACAUCGCUAUCAAAUACUCAAAGAUUUGGGCAUAUUUCGCAGCAGCUGGCCAAAGCGGUGCGACUAAAGGCCAGGUCGAACGUUUCAAGACAUAUUUAGAACGUUCGCGCGAACGCCCUCUGCGUAUAAUGCUGGUAUUUUUGAUCGGGGACAACAUGCCAGAGCUAAAGGAUCCAGUUCGGCAACUGAUCGAAUUGGCAGUUGACAACGUCGCCCGCUGGGAAUACGUCCGCAUUAGCAACAUGGCACCGACGCUGGAGCUAAUCAGUAUGCAGACGAAGAUGCGGAAUCAGAAAACGCCCUACCUGCGGUUUCUUGACCUGGCCCUCACCCCUCGGCAUGACUUUCCAGGGGAUCUACGCCUCAGCUCCACGGAGGCCAACACGCUCCAACUCGGGUGUCCAAAUCUCACCUGGAUAAGGCUCAGCAUUGACGCGGCCAUCCUGUUCAUACCCCCUCUCACUCAGGUCACGAUCCUCUCCCUCGAAACCGAAGAAUUUAGCCAAGGCCCACCCAUAUCUUGGAAACUGUUCACAGAGUUAAUCCAGAUCCCAGCAGCACUCACGGCGCUGUCGAUUGGCGAUUCUUGCAUUGAGCGACCUGGCGAGUGGCCUUCAAAGCCCAUCGACAUGAAGCAUCUUCAGCACCUGCGUUGGGGAUUUGAUUACCUAGGCCAAACGCCCCACGAAGCUUCCAACAGCGCGUUCCCAGCAUUCAUAUGCAAUCUUGAAGCACCUCUUCUCGAAACACUCUUCCUUUGCCGCUUCAUAUUGCCGACCACGGUGGUGUGUGGACCGGUACCCUUGAGGAUGUCGUUCCCAAACCUCCACACCUUUCGGAUGGCGGGCUGCAACAAUGUCUCUGGUGGAUGGAUCGUUCCAUUUGCAAUGGCAUCUCCCAAGGUCAAGACGAUCAUCAGCUUCAGCAAUGAGACUGACAGGUCCCUUGUUCACUAUCUCAACCAUCUCGCAGAGGCAAGCCAUUCCACCCGACUCUGGCCACAACUCGAGCGCCUCGUCGAGUUCACCACUUCUCCUUCUGUAAACCAGUACAUCCAAUUCCUCCGCCCACGCACAUUCGAAGGAAGGUCACGGAUCACGUUGAAAGUGCCCCCGGGAACCCUUAAGGAUUGGAGACACCGUCAUGGGGAAGAGCUCAAUACCCUCCAAGAUAUGUGUCAUGAGCUUGUUGAAUGGGACAAUGUCGAAGACUCGCUUGGGUAUCCGGGCACAUUGAAACCCUGGCCCCGUCCUCCGGACGCGAUGUGCUACCCCAGAUCGUGGUAUCGAUGUGACAGUAAUUCAUUUGCGGUAGAAAAAUUCAUUGUGAGGAAGUAUUUUCGCGUCCAGGGCGCGGCGGAUAAUUAG
Coprinopsis cinerea okayama7#130 is the source of this 1524-nucleotide messenger RNA. RefSeq lists its product as hypothetical. Lineage: Eukaryota; Fungi; Basidiomycota; Agaricomycetes; Agaricales; Psathyrellaceae. The coding region runs from base 1 to 1524 and encodes 507 amino acids. The transcript has a single exon. The record is from RefSeq and is a predicted model, not a curated record.